Molecule: messenger RNA, 4971 nt
Organism: Andrographis paniculata
Lineage: Eukaryota; Viridiplantae; Streptophyta; Magnoliopsida; Lamiales; Acanthaceae
Exons: 10
Coding region: 411-3944 (1177 amino acids)
Biological process (GO): protein phosphorylation; signal transduction
Cellular component (GO): cytoplasm
Molecular function (GO): protein binding; protein kinase activity; ATP binding
Source: RefSeq, a predicted model, not a curated record
AUCUCAUAUGAGUAUAUAUAUAUAUAUAUAUAUAUAUGUAUAUUCUUAGUAAAUAAAGAUUAUGUAUAUUAGAUUCGGUGGCCGGGAAUUACGGCUUUGCUGUUUCCGCCUCAUAAAAAUAAAAAAGAAAACACUUGGAGUUUGAUUAGCUUUGUUUUGUUAAAUUUAGCUUUACAAAAUAAUACUCCAUAAUUCCAAAGAUUGUUUAUUAACUAAAAUCAGAACACAAAACGGAAGUUGAAGCAAAAUAUAAUAUUGUAUAUGUGUAUAUAUAUAUAUAUAUAUAUGUGUGUGAUUACGAAAUAAGUUUGGGGGUAGAUUUGGAAGAGCGGCAUUGAAUUGAUUGAGUGAUUGAUGGCGCGAGUUGUUUGUAUGUAUAUUCAUUCGAGAUUGAUUCCGAAAUCCAUGCAAUGCCUACGCCCCCACUUUUCCUUCCAUCAAUCUUCUUCGCCCCAAACCCAAUUCCCAAUUCCCAAUUCCCCAACCAUAUCAUCGCUCUUGUGCCUUCCUUGUCCAACCGAUUUCCUCCACAACCGCCGCGGCCAAGAAUUUGGAAUUGGAAUCUCCUUCCGGCACGGCACACAGGAAGAAAUGCUGAUGCGUCCAAGGUCAUGCCAGAUAAGGGCUGUGGAGAUGAAUUCCCACACAACAUCUCUGUGCAAACAGGGGAGGAAUUUUCACCAGAGUUUCUGAGGGAUCGAAUGGUAUCCAGAAGAACACUUCUUGCUAAUGAGGUUGAUCAAAUCCCAACAAGUAAACCGAGUUCCAAUGUUCCUAGGAAUCAUCAUCCAGUGUGUAAUGAUCAAGCAGGUGCUCUUGGGCUAAGGAGAGUAGACUCUGAGAGUUCUACAGUCUGCUCGGAUUUAUGUUCCAGGAAAGGCUAUGGAUUUGAUUUGGGCUAUGACAAUUGCAUACAUGGUUCGAAUAGAUAUUAUAGAGGCUUGCAAGGCAAUGCACAGCACCACAGGAACUUCUCUGGUGACUCUGGUGUAUCUGUUAAUUCAUUUGAGUCGCCUAAUUUCUAUCAGGUUUAUAACAAGGCACUUGGAGUGCUAGAUGGUUCCUUCACUGGAAAGAUAAAAUUUCUAUGCAGUUUUGGAGGAAAAAUACUACCGAGGCCAAAUGAUGGGAAGCUUAGAUAUGUUGGCGGAGAGACGAGGAUUAUAUCCAUAAGAAAAGACCUAAGUUAUCCAGAUCUGGUAAACAAGACGACUGCAAUAUGUAGAUACCCUCAUACAAUCAAGUACCAGCUUCCUCUUGAAGAUUUGGAUGCUCUUAUUUCUGUAUCUUCCAGUGAGGACCUACAUCACAUGAUCGAGGAAUAUCAUGAGUUAGAUAGGAGUUCACAGAGAUUAAGAAUAUUUCUCAUCCCUAGUGGUGAUCUUGAGGUUCCAGGCUCUUCAGAAGCUAGGGCAAUGCUACAGAAUGAUCCCGAAUAUCAGUAUGUUGUUGCAGUCAAUGGCAUGAUGGACUCAAACGUUCAUAAGAGCUCUAGCAGGGAGAGUAUGGAAAAUUUUGGUGGAGGUAACUUAGACGUAUUCCCAGCUGUUCACAAAGGUUCCCUGACCUCGUUUCAUUGUAUAGAAAAUCAGAACGGAGGGAGUAAUCUCAAUUUUAUGCCUCCCACUCUACAUGCUCAGGUUUUUUGUUCUCCUCAAGUACCUACCAGCUCCCCCAUUGUUUCUCCAUCAAUAACUCCCGUUCAGUUUACGGAUCCAAAUGUUUCGAAUAUGGAAGACUGUGGUGGUGUUGCAUGGCAAAAGGUCAAUUCUCCUUAUCUUAUAGGAGCAAAAACUUAUGAGAGUCCCGGUUGUGCUGAUGCCUUGAGCUAUAGCCGUAACAAUCCUAAUGAUUCUGUGCCAGUGGUAGUUUGUUCGAAUGCAAACAGCCAACCAGUACAAUCAUAUGGAACACCUACAGUGAGCUCUAGUUUUCUUCUGCCUAGUAAAAACUUUGAGUCUCCUUUACCGGGACCAAGUUACUUCAAUGCAACUAGAGGUUUUCCCACUGCUGUUUUGCUACAUGCUGAGAAAUUGGCUUCUUCUAAAAAUGCUAUUGGUUUUUCGCCUGUGUCUAAUACUCACUGUAAAUCUUGUAGAAGGAGAACUAAUCUUUUCCAUGAAUCAAAAACAACAAAUGAAGAGAAACCAAGCGUCUCUUUAGAACAAGGAUCAGAAAAGAUUUCUCAGGUAUCUAAGGAUGAGAUUGAACUCUCUCACGAAGCCCCUGGACUUAACAAUGAUUAUGAUUGUGAUAAAGACAUGACAAUAUCAAUGCAAAAUGCUGCAUGCACGUCCGAUGGGACUGCAAAGGCCUACGCCUAUAACAGUGAUUAUGCCUCAAAGGUCCAUGAUUUGGAGCGCAAACAGAAUUUGCCCUCAAUAAUGUGCCAACCAGUUUCAAAACUCCCUCCACAUGUUCAAACUUUGAAGCAGCAGAUUAGUGGACUCGAGAAUUCUCCUUCAAUGUUUAAUUCUGCUGAAAAUCCUGAGGAGAAUAUGAAAGAGCCUCCAAGAGAGCUAGAAUUUCUCAUCAAGAGCCAGAAAGGAAUUGGUGAUAAUGAUCAGUCCCAAGUUGCCAGAAAAGUUCCAUUUCUAAAUGAUGAAUUUGUUUCUUGUUUAGAUUCGAGGCAGCCUAAUGUUUUAGCUGAUGCUGCUCCUUCUCAGAAGGAAACGACAAAUGGAUCUUAUGAGAGUGUAGCCAAAGAUUCUAAUGGCAAUACAAACAAGGAUAACCCUGAUGGCGAUUUUCACAAGGAGUUGGUUAUUGAAAAGGCCAUUCAUAUCAAUUCUCAGCACUUGCGUAAUUGUCAUGAAACUCAUUCAACAGAAAUGCCUAAUGAAGUUGAAGACGCAAAAGCCGUACAAACAACUGAUGGCCAAUCAUCCUCAAAAGCAAUACCGAAUCCGCAGCUUGAACAUAAUGACAUGGUUGAAUCUCCGGGAACAGAAACAGAAGCUGAAAGUGUUGUCUCUGAAUCUGACUGUAAUGAUGCUAAUAUUGUUGGAGAUAAUAAGGAUGAACCAUUGAGUGACGCUGCAACAAUCGAAAUGGAAGCCACAAUGCAUGGUUUGCAGAUAAUAAGGAAUGCUGAUCUUGAGGACCUGCAAGAAUUAGGAUCUGGUACAUACGGAACUGUAUACCACGGAAAGUGGAGGGGGACGGACGUUGCCAUCAAAAGAAUAAAAAAAAGUUGUUUUUGUGGGAAAGCUUCGGAGCAAGAACAGCUGAUUAAAGAUUUCUUGAGGGAGGCGAAGAUUCUUUCUAAACUUCACCAUCCUAACGUGGUAGCAUUCUAUGGAGUGGUUCCCGAUGGGCCGGGUGUUUCGUUGGCUACUGUGACCGAGUACAUGGCGAAUGGCUCACUCAGAUAUGUCCUCCAGAGGAAGGAUCGAGUACUCGAUCGGCGUAAAAGAAUCAUGAUUGCCCUGGGCGCUGCAUUUGGUAUGGAAUACCUGCAUUUGAAAAAUAUAGUUCAUUUCGAUUUAAAAUGUGACAACUUGCUUGUCAACUUGGGCGAUCCUCAUCGACCGGUUUGUAAGGUUGGUGAUUUUGGGCUGUCGAGAAUCAAGCAGAACACUCUUGUGUCCGGUGGCGUGCGAGGAACACUUCCAUGGAUGGCUCCGGAGCUGUUAAGCGGGAGCAGCAAUCGGGUUUCUGAGAAGGUUGAUGUAUUCUCCUUCGGCAUGACUAUAUGGGAGAUGUUGACGGGCGAAGAGCCAUACGCAAACAUGCACUGUGGCGCCAUAAUAGGUGGGAUCGUGAACAACACGCUCCGGCCCGCGAUCCCGGAGAGAUGCGAGCCGGAGUGGAGGAAGCUGAUGGAGGAGUGCUGGUCGCAUGACCCAUCGCGGAGGCCUUCGUUUACGGAGAUAACAGACAGGCUUCAGGCCAUGUCCCGGGCACUCCAACCCAAGAGGUUUGGAGGCAGAGGCAGGCGAUGAUCAUGAGGAUGAUGUUGAGGACAUUUGAAGUUAGACAUACGUACUCUCUAAAAAAUAAAGGGAAAUGCAGCUCCAUGGGAUGGAUAUAUAGUAUUUAUUAGUAGAUGGAUGGGAUGGGAUGGGAUGGUAUAUGUGAAAUGUGAGGGUGGCGGUGGUUUAGCUAAAAAGGAGCAGAAAAGUAGUUAUGAAUUGGAUUGGAUGCCUGCCUGCCUUGGCCCUUUAAUUGGCUGUACCUUCUGUUGUUGUGUUGUAUAAUCAAUCUAUAUAGCAAUGGGAGGAAAGGGGAGGGGAGCUGUUUCUGUUUGUUUCACUUCUUUUGCUAUUUGCUAUUGCACCAAGCAGUCACUCGUGUGACCUUAGUCGUCGGAAGUUUGAAUUUGUGAGGUCACAAGUUCAACCUCCACACCAUACUAUCACUUAUGGGACAAAUUCUUUUCUUUUCUUUGGCAUGAAUAUUGUUGGAAAUCAGGGCACCGAUCGAACGAGAGGUCGCACAAUGGAGUUGUAGAAUAUAUUGCCGUAAAUACAAUUUAUACUACGUGGUUGUCACAUAGUUAAAACAACAAUGUGUAUUCGUGCAAAAAUCAAUGGUUGAGUGAGUGCAAAUAAAGAAAACAACAGACACGAUUUGUUUACCCAUCCAGUAUUCAAACUUACAUAUAGGAAAUUUCAAUCAAUGAGUCUUAACUAAACACAUUCCAAGACACCAAAAUACAACUACCCAACAUAUCUUAUAUCAAAGCUUUAUAUUAUUUUACAAACUCAAAUAGAUGGCAGUUACAACUCGGUAACAACUCUAGAAGACCAACAAUCAAGCUAAUAAUAAGGUAAUAUAAAAGUUGACUAUGUAUAAAGUUUUGUUUUACACCGUGUCUACAAAGUCAUAAAUGUCACGCAAGAAGAAAAAGGAAUAUUUUAUUGACUUCUUGUGUAUGUUUUUUAUUUGUCUCAUUUCGACAUAUAUAUAUAUAUAUAUAGGAUAGCUUUAAUACAUUCAAAAUGGAAAAUUUGAUCAACACAAAAAUGA